UGGCCAAAAUAGCUAAACGCAUCUUUGGAGGAAGUUGAUCCUGAGAUUGCUGACAUCAUUGAGCUUGAGAAAGCUAGACAGUGGAAGGGGCUUGAACUCAUUCCAUCUGAGAAUUUCACAUCUGUCUCGGUGAUGCAAGCUGUUGGCUCUGUGAUGACUAACAAGUACAGUGAAGGGUACCCUGGUGCUAGAUACUAUGGAGGAAAUGAGUACAUAGACAUGGCGGGAACCUUGUGCCAGAAACGUGCUCUUGAAGCUUUCCGGUUAGACCCUGAGAAGUGGGGAGUGAAUGUGCAACCUUUGUCUGGAUCUCCUGCCAACUUCCAUGUCUACACAUUAAAUAACAACGAGAGACUAGUGUGUUUUGUCGUCUGUGUCUGUGUGCUUGAUCAUCCCUAUGCUUUAAAUACAUAGUAGCAUAACGUGAUA
Messenger RNA from Brassica oleracea var. oleracea, 429 nucleotides. RefSeq names its product serine hydroxymethyltransferase 1, mitochondrial-like. The transcript has 3 exons. The record is from RefSeq and is a predicted model, not a curated record. Bases 133 to 414 code for a protein of 93 amino acids. Gene Ontology annotation, biological process: L-serine catabolic process; folic acid metabolic process; tetrahydrofolate interconversion. Gene Ontology annotation, cellular component: cytoplasm. Lineage: Eukaryota; Viridiplantae; Streptophyta; Magnoliopsida; Brassicales; Brassicaceae. Gene Ontology annotation, molecular function: cobalt ion binding; serine binding; zinc ion binding.